Messenger RNA from Gadus chalcogrammus (walleye pollock), 1160 nucleotides. RefSeq lists its product as uncharacterized. The transcript is spliced from 2 exons. Lineage: Eukaryota; Metazoa; Chordata; Actinopteri; Gadiformes; Gadidae. The coding region runs from base 281 to 1030 and encodes 249 amino acids. The record is from RefSeq and is a predicted model, not a curated record.
UCACACCAAAACCACCGGAACCCGAUCGGGGCUACCCAAAGGCUUGCGGUUACCUUGAGGUACCUGGCAACCGGCAUCGGCCUGCAAGCUCUUUCGGCGAGCUACAAGAUGGGCACCAGCACUGUGUCGGGCAUCGUGGAGGAGAUGUGUUCUGCCAUCUGGGACGCCCUUCAGGGGGAGUUCGUGGCCUUUCCUUCCCGCGGUCAGUGGCAGGACAUAGCGGAGGAAUUUUGGAGGCAGUGGCAGUUUCCCCUGUGUGUCGGGGCGAUUGACGGGAAGCAUGUCAGACUCAGAGCUCCAGCACGAUCGGGAAGUGACUACUACAACUACAAAGGUUUUUUUUUCAAUUGCCCUUAUGGCUGCUGCUGAUGCCAACUACAGAUUCAUUUAUGUAGAUGUUGGCGCAUACGGGCGUGAGAGCGAUGGAGGUGUCUUGGGUCGCAGUGCCUUCGGAUCCAGACUGGCAGAGGGCAACCUCAAUCUACCCGCCCCUGCUGUCCUACCAGGCACCACAACGCCCAGUCCUUAUUUUUUUCUGGGGGAUGAGGCCUUUCCCCUACAGGUGAACCUGAUGCGUCCCUAUCCAGGUACUAACCUGCAGGAUAGGAAGCGCAUCUACAACUACCGACAGGCCAGGGCGAGACGCGUAGUGGAGAAUGCCUUUGGCAUAUUGGCUGCGCGCUUCAGAAUCUUUGGCCGUCCAAUUGACUGCCAACCUGAAAAGGCGGUGAAGAUUGUGAAGGCGUGCGUGGCUCUCCACAACUUCCUGGCAUCCACCGAACGAGCCAGAUACAUGCCCGCCUCCUUUGUGGAUACGACCGCUGACACCGGAGAGGUCCAGCCUGGAGAGUGGAGGCAGCAUGUCGAGGGGGACCGGAAUAUGGUCGACGGACCACGGUGUUCGGUCGGCAGAGCCAGACCAUCUCAAAGAGCGGCCCUUGUCAGGGAGCAGCUGGCAGACUAUUUUCUGUCGGAUGCUGGCGUGUUUCCCCACCAGUACAAUGUGCUACGAUUGGGCACUGACCAAUAAACGCAUUGUUCACUUGGAAGCAUGACUUCUAAUUUAUUAGUUAUCACAUUACACAAGUUAACUAAUUUGGUUUACGUCAAACUCAUUAAUUCAUAUCCAUAUAAAAUGUUUAUACAACGAGCUACUGCCU